Vitrella brassicaformis is the source of this 4005-nucleotide messenger RNA. Lineage: Eukaryota; Vitrellaceae. The record is from the annotation of a GenBank genome assembly.
CGGGAUGAUGGGGCCCGUGCAUUUGGAGAACAACGAGACAGAGACGACAAGACUGAGGGAGGAGGGAGGGAGACAGUGGCUAACUAACAAAUAGUCCGUCUGUCCAUAUCCAUCUGGACACGGCUCGGCUGCAGGGCAAACACGGCUACGCUACACCUGACGUGACCACCAUGGGCCAAUCUACCUACACUCCCCCCUCUCCCUCCCCCCUGCUCCUCUUCUUGGCUAUCCAUCCUUCUCCUUUGCUGUACACGGGAACCGACGCCAACAUGGCACCAAUUCCACGACCACCAACACCAUUGCCACCCCUCCCCGCCGCCCCUACCUCUCCCUCUCCCUCUGAACCGUACCGCACCACCUCCCCCCCUCCAUCGGCUCCCUCCCUCUCCCUGUCGGGCUCAAGCGGCCGCUUUACGCCCGUCCGGCUGCUCGCAGCGGAUGCCUCAGGGUCAGGCACCGGCGCCAUGGCGGCAUUCGUCUCUGCUGCUGGCUGGUGGCUCCCGUCUUUCCUCGUCUCUGGCGUGUGUCUCGCUGGGGCGAGGUUCUUGAGGGGGGAGGGGAGGUGAUGUGAGCCGAUGCGCUCCAAAAUGGCGAAUGAUGGCGAGGCGAUGAGGGCGUGGCGGGCGGCGUCGAGCCUUUCGCGGGCGGCGGCGUGCUCCUCUUGACAGGCCUUGAGGGCCACGGGGGUGUGCUCCGUCUGCUCGGACGUUUGCAGCUGCACACCACCGAAUCGACAUGCACGGCAGAGAUGGACGAUGGACAGAGUGUGCCGGGGUCUCCUUCCUACAUGUGUGUGUUCGACGAUGGUUGCGAGUAGUUCAUGUCUGUCGUUGGAGAACUCCUGCGCGAGCUGCUUGGCCGACACUAUGAUGGUCUCGAACUGACAGACAGACAUAGACACACAAGGGAUCGGUGCAGCCCAGCCCAUCACUCACACACACACACACACACACACACAAGUCGCUGAGCUCACCCGUUUCUUGCCGAUGAAGACCCUCGUGAGUGCGUUGAUGUAGGGGCCGAUCACGUCACGGUAUCUGCUCCCAUUGGCAUCCUUCACACGCACAGCGGACAGACAGACAUACGCCACACCCACCUGCACCCCGCCCCUUCUCCAGUCUCUGUCCGUCUGCUUCAUUCACUUUGAGGUUUGUCUGCAGCAGUGCCUUUCCAUUCGAGUACAGCCAGUGGUAGAAGGCCGACAGGUCGUCGCCGCUGCGAUACAGCGACCCGCCACCGUGCGUCUGACUGGCGGCUGUGUCGGCAGCAGGGGAGCCUGAACCGGGACUGGGCCUGUCCGGCACGUCUAGAGACAAUGACCGGCCGGCCAGCGCCUCGGCCAGAAGCACCUCACACUGAGCCAACACCUGCACACACACACGCGAGGCGCACCCACGUGAGCUCUCUCUCGUGCCGCUGCGUGUCUGUCGAGCCCACCAGUCCCGCCGCGAAUCGUCCGUGCGCCAUUCCCAUGUUGGCCGUCACACUGAAGGGUUCCAGCUCGUUCCACGGGAUGCGCUGCUCCAUCGACGCACAUCCCUCCAGCGGCGACCGGCUGCCCAUGGCCCUGUGGGCGUCGUCGAGGGUCUGCCUGAUGGCGGUGGCCGGAUGUGGGUCGAUGAGCAGCAGGGUGCGGUAGAGGGACUGCCACAGGGGGUGGGACAGCACCGAGGGGAUGUUGGGCGGGGAGCGCUCGGGCACGUUGGGGGGCAGCAGGUGCGACAGCAGCGCCCCGUCAGCCAUGCACCUGAUCCAUCGAACAAAACAGCGCACAUACAGGGACAGGGAACGACUGCGAGUGUUAUGGGUGUGUCUGUGUGUGUGUGUGUGUUGUGUGUGUGUGUGGUUACAGUGAGGAGAGGUAGAAUAGCAUCUCCGGCCCUGCGAGGUCUGUCUGGCCGGGUGCCCCACCGCCAUCUGGCUGCGGCAGGCCGCAUGUGGGCCUCAACUGAGACAACUCGGAUACCGACUGAACACACAAGGGACACCCAUACAUCUAUCUGAUCUGUCACGUCACAGCAGCAGAGCAUAUAUUCCCGCCUCUUCUCUCUCUGUAUCUGACCUUGAGCAGGCUGUUCCUGGCCUGUCGCACAAACGGUCUGUCGACCACACCACACUCGACGGCCGCCCACAGUGUGUAGGCCCGCAGGUCCAUGCCGCAGCACAGGUAGAAGAGGAAGGCCGCCUCGUCCAGCCCCUUGUCCUUGGUGCAUGGCGGCAGCUGUGUCUGCCACCGCGUCAGCACCUGGCAGGCCUCUUGCAGCAGCUCCAACGUAACAGGGGCCGUAGGGUACAGCACGAACGACACCUGGAUGCUGAAUAUAUGCACACAGGGUGUGAGGAGGGGGGAUGUUGUGCUGUGCAGGGUUUGUGUGUCUUCUCUGUCUGCUCUGUCUGCUCUGCUUGCUGGUAUGUAUUUUACCCGUGCACGAUGAUCCGCCACGCCAGCCGAUGGACGCUCAGCGAGAAGGUGUGAUGCCUCAUCAAAGCCGCAACCUGACACAAGGAAGGAAGCCGGUCACAUCAUUCCCCACUCCGGGCCGCGGAGUCGUUAUCUGUGAGCCUCACCUUCUUGGCUUGUAGCGUCCCGAAGUCGACAAUGGUGCGCACGGGCUCUUUCUUGACGUCGUUCUUGUGCGGGCAGUUGGCCAGGCCGACCGUAUACGCGUCAAUCGUGUGCAGAUACAACUCUACCGGCGUCAGCCUGAGCGAUGAAGAGAAACAAUGACACGUCACGUGCUCCUAUUCCGAUUCAUUGACGGUGUUGUGUUGGUGUGUGCGUGUGCACCAACCACUGUGCGGGGACGAGUGUGUGGUUGGGUUUUUGCAGGAGUGCCUCCAGCCACUCGAUCAUGUCCCUGAUGUCCUGCAGCGCCGCCCUGACGUCCUCCUCCACCGACGGCUGCUUGGUGACGUACGGGUUGCCCUCGCGCCACAGCAGACACGUCAGCUGAAUGCACACAUACACACACCUGAACAAACACCAACACACACACAUACCAUUGAGUCGGCCCCAUGUAUCCCCUCCCUCAAUGCGAUGCCUGUGUACCUUACUUACCUGCACCAACCACAUUGGGCCUUGCUCCACGGCGACUUGGCCUGCCCCUCCCCCCCUCUCUCCCACCAGUGCCGCUGCUCCCGCACCCUGGCCAGAGCCGCCUCAGCCAUGCUCCCACGGUAGUCACGCCGACCGAAGCAGUGCACAUACGCCUCCAGCAGCACACACGACACAUAAUGCCACGCCACCACUGCACCACCCGCAUCACCACCCGCACCCGCCUCCCCGGCCGCCACACUGACGUGAUGGAUGUGUGCCAGCAAAGGCUCAUACACGUGCUGGAUGGCCUGGCGGCACGCGGCAAUAGCACCGUCAUAGUCCUUGCUGGCCAGUCGACGCUGGAUGCGGUGGAUCAGGUGGCCGGAUGUGACGGCGAUGAGCUGAAUCAUCGGCGGUGACAGCCGCCCCGUGCCGCCGUCUGACACAUGGAGCAGCUCCACUAUGUAUGACCAGGCACACUCACGUACUCCGAUGGCAAUGAAGGUCUCAGCCGUGACGAGCAGCUGCGAGAUGUCAUCCGCGGACCGCCCGGCAUCCACGCUGCUGCUGCCGUCCUGGUUGCAUGACUUUGCGAGGACGGCCUUGAUUCCGCUGAGGACGUGCUGCUUGAAGUAGAGGAGGGCUGACUUGUCGCCUGGCUGUCGGGUGUUGAGGUAACAGGCGGCGAACCAUGCGAGGUUGAAGAAGUGCUUGGUCCGGUCAAGCGCGUUGUGGUUGUGGAGUUCGCUGAUGCACUGCAAGGCGUAGGCCUCCUUGUGAUGGCUGAGAGCACUGAUGGCAAGCUUCGUCUUCAGCUCCAAGCGCAUCUCUCUGCGCCACGUCAGACGCUCACAGAAAUCGGCAUUCCGCCUCUUGAACUCGCACAGCUUUCAGUCGGAGAGGCACCGACGCCGAGGCAGACCCAUCGUCGAAGCUUUGAUGCAUCAGACAAGCCUGUCGUAUCCAAG